Molecule: messenger RNA, 2264 nt
Organism: Cololabis saira (Pacific saury)
Lineage: Eukaryota; Metazoa; Chordata; Actinopteri; Beloniformes; Belonidae
Product: early endosome antigen 1-like
Exons: 1
Coding region: 39-2183 (714 amino acids)
Source: RefSeq, a predicted model, not a curated record
UUUUAAAAACCAGAAGCUAUUACAAAGCUCAAAGCACAAUGUUUGUUGCUAAAACUUUCAACGGUCGACAGAUUUCAGGAUCUGCACAAACGGAAAAGGAACAGGAGAGAAAUGAGGAGGAAACAGACGAUCGGCCAAACAGCGUUUCCACUCACCAAACUGGAGAAAUAAGCAAUGAGUUGUCACAUGGCCAAGACCCAAAGAUCAGAUACAAGUUUCUGAAAGCAGCAAAACAUGCUGCAACAGACUUGGGCAAACACUUGAAUGGUCAAGUCAAACAUCUGGACAUGAAGCGCCAGACUCAAACAACCUUGGAGGAAAAAUGUUUGAAGAAGCAAGAGAAGCUGGAGAACUUGCUCAGAAACAACAAGACUCUCGAACAACAAAUUGUGGCUAUAAAUUUGAGUUUAAGAAAUGAGACAGAACUAGAAGAAGAAUACAACAGGAUGAAAAUGGAGCAUAAAACCCUGACCCAGAUUAAUGAUAAGAUCCAAAGUCAACUUUUGAAAUCCCAACAAUCACUUUUAAAACAACAACAUCUGGAAGAAAAGUCAAAGAGAAAACGGCAAGAGAACCAGUCUCUUCGCAUGAACAACGUCAUCCUUGAGCAACAGCUUUGGGGAUUGAACGAAAAGCUUUUGGUGGAAGAAAAGAUGCGGUACCAGUAUUCAGAAAUGGAAGCCCAAAGAGAGGCAAUGCUGGAUUACAACCGCAUUCUCCAAUGUAAAGUACAGGAGCUGAAAGACCAGUACGACAGUGCCAAAGAAUCGAUUGACAAUUAUAAUAUGAACAAGCUUCACUUGGAUGCGCUUGAAAUGGAGAGAAAUGAACUUACAGCACAAUUCAAUGAGCUAGACAAUGAGCUCCGACAAAUCAAAGCCAUGAAAAGCCAGUGUCCCGAGAUGCAGUCGGCUUCAGAGGCUGCUAAAAACGACAACUCUGGGCUUGCCAGAAAAAUUCAGGAUCUUCAGACAGAAUUCUUGAAUUUCAAAAAUGUGAAGGAAGAGCAUGAUGCAGCAUUAAAAGGUCCACAGGUUUCAGGAUCUGCACAAACGGACAAGGAACAGGAGAGAAAUGAGGAGGAAACAGACAAUACACAACAGCCAAACAGCGUUUCCACUCAAACGGAAGAAACAAGCAAUGAGUUGUCACAUGACCAAGACCCAAAGAUCAGAUACAACUUUCUGAAAGCAGAAAAACAUGCUGCAACAGACUUGCGCAAACACUUGAAAGGUCAAGUCAAACAUCUGAACAUGAAGUGCCAGACUCAAACAACCUUGGAGGAAAAAUGUUUGAAGAAGCAAGAGAAGCUGGAGAACUUGGUCAGAAACAACAAGGCUCUCGAACAACAAAUUGUGGCUAUAAAUUUGAGUUUAAGAGAUGAGACAGAACUAGAAGAAGAAUACAACAGGAGGAAAAUGGAGCAUAAAACCCUGACCCAGAUUAAUGAUAAGAUCCAAAGUCAACUUUUGAAAUCCCAACAAUCACUUUUAAAACAACAACAUCUGGAAGAAAAGUCAAAGAGAAAACGGCAAGAGAACCAGUCUCUUCGCAUGAACAACGGCAUCCUUGAGCAACAGCUUCUGGGAUUGAACAAAAAGCUUCUGGUGGAAGAAAAGAUGCGCUACCAGUAUUCAGAAAUGGAAGCCCAAAGAGAGGCAAUGCUGGAUUACAACCGCAUUCUCCAAUGUAAAGUACAGGAGCUGAAAGACCAGUACGACAGUGCCAAAGAAUCGAUUGACAAUUAUAAUAUGAACAAGCUUCACUUGGAUGCGCUUGAAAUGGAGAGAAAUGAACUUACAGCACAAUUCAACAAGCUAGACAAUGAGCUCCGACAAAUCAAAGCCAUGAAAAGCCAGUGUCCCGAGAUGCAGUCGGCUUCAGAGGCUGCUAAAAACGACAACUCUGGGCUUGCCAGAAAAAUUCAGGAUCUUCAGACAGAAUUCUUGAAUUUCAAAAAUGUGAAGGAAGAGCAUGAUGCAGCAUUAAAAGAACGGUCAGCCCGCGGACAAGAUGUUUGUCACCUGAAUGGCAACAUCAAGAAAAGAAAGUGGAAACAAAACAAAAGCAAGAAGAUCAGCCUUCUCCACAAGACCAGACAAGUCAAGGACUUUGUUCAGUUCAUAGAGAACAAUAUGAACAUUUAUUCCUACGAAACUGAGGUCGCAGAGUGGGCUGCAUGAUCGAGAGGAUUGCUCUGUUUCCAGCCAGGAGGUUCCUGCUCUUCCUGGCUGGACAUGCAAAAGCUGGUGCAAAAGUUUUUU